UGAUCAACUGAUUUAAUAGUGGUACAAGAACAUGAGCCAGGGCCCAAUCCCACGUGGUCCCUCUUGAUUUAGCUCUUGUUCAUCACCUCGUUAAAAUCCCAUUAAAAAAAAAACUAAAAAUCACAUUCACAGCUCAUCUGAUUCCUAUACCUCCGUGAAUUCUCCAAACCCAAAUCGUAGAAACAGGGAAAACAGAGAAUCUUGCUAACCUUCGACCAGUCUGUUCUGUUCUUACCAAUCAAUCGUAAAAGAUGCAGAUGUACCAUGGCGAUGAUGGGCUUGCGUUGCAAUAACGGAUAGCCUCGGAUUCAGAAUCAGCAAUGAAAGGCGUGUUUUCAGCUCCCGGUGAUUAUAUCUACUUCAAGUCUCAGGUCCCUCUUCACAAGAUCCCUAUUGGUUCAAAGCAUUGGCGAUAUUAUGACUUUGGUCCAAAAGCGGUGCCCCCUCUUAUUUGUCUUCCUGGAAUAACUGGAACUGCAGAUGUACACUACAAACAGAUCAUGUCAUUGUCUAUGAAGGGUUAUCGAGUGAUUUCAGUUGAUAUACCUCGUGUCUGGAACCAUCAGGAGUGGAUACAAGCAUUUGAAAAGUUUCUAGAUGCCAUUGAUGUGCACCAUGUUCAUCUGUAUGGAACUUCACUUGGUGGCUUCUUAGCUCAACUUUUUGCUCAGCAUCGUCCACGGCGAGUUCGAUCAUUAGUGCUCUCAAAUACAUAUACAGAGACCAGUAGUUUCAAAGCUGCCAUGCCAUGGGCUCCCAUUGUUUCUUGGGCGCCUUCUUUUCUGUUGAAACGUUAUGUUCUAACGGGGAUUCGUGGUGGUCCGCAUGAACCGUUUAUUGCAGAUUCUGUGGACUUUGUUGUCUCUCAGGUUGAAACACUCUCAAAAGAUGACUUAGCAUCCAGGUUGACUUUGACAGUCGAUGCAGCCUCAGUGGGAGCUCUUGUGCUUUCAGAUUCAUUAAUUACUGUAAUGGAUACAAGUGACUACUGCGCAAUCCCUCAGCAGCUCAAAGACCAAGUGAGUGAAAGGUACCCUGGUGCCAGAAGAGCUUACUUGAAGUCAGGUGGCGAUUUCCCAUUUCUUUCACGACCAGAUGAAGUAAAUCUUCAUCUUCAGCUGCACCUGCGUAGAGUUGGUGUUGAAGCCAGGCCAGACUUAGUCCAGGGUCUCCCAAAGGGUGGCGGGGGAGAGAGUUCUGGGGAACAAGAUGAUGAGAGCAGAGAUGCAGAUGACAUAGCUAAAGCUGACAGGACGGAUUCUGCUGGCGCUUCAACUGAAAGUGGACCGCCACUGCUUCCUGAGAGCACAGAGUCACAUGAUUUAGAUAACCAACUUUUAAGCAAUGCAAAAGUUCUUGGCGCCAGUGGCGAAUUCCAGGCAUCUAUUCUGUUGCUGGCCUUUCUUAUUUCCUUUCUCAGACAUUGUACAUUAACAGGAAUUAAUACUGGAUAUUUAAGCGCGUAUUGGACAUGAUUU
Messenger RNA from Coffea eugenioides, 1478 nucleotides. Its product is annotated as maspardin. Bases 321 to 1475 code for a protein of 384 amino acids. The transcript is spliced from 8 exons. The record is from RefSeq and is a predicted model, not a curated record. Lineage: Eukaryota; Viridiplantae; Streptophyta; Magnoliopsida; Gentianales; Rubiaceae.